Messenger RNA from Cuscuta campestris, 1071 nucleotides. The record is from the annotation of a GenBank genome assembly. NCBI's taxonomy places the organism in Eukaryota, Viridiplantae, Streptophyta, Magnoliopsida, Solanales, Convolvulaceae.
AACGGUAGUUUGAAAUCCUCCGUUUCCUCUUUUCCUUCCUCUCUGCCUUUUUCCUUCGUCUUCUUCCCAGCCACAACUCUUCUUCCCUGCUUCGUUGCUUGCGACACAAUCUUGAUUCUUCUAUUUCGCUUUUCAAUUCCCCAUCAUCUACGACUUUAUUGUGUCAAUUUCAAUUCGCUUUUCAAUCUCCCAUCAUCUUCGAUUUUACUGUUCGUAAUUUGGAGUUCUCAUUCGCCACAGCCAUUGCAGUAGUUGUAUCCUUUACUUUGAUGGCAGACCAGAUGUGGAUCAUGGUUCAUGUUGAUGGAAACUGGUCUCCUAAUAAUAUUUUUAUUUCUAAGUACACAAUUGGAGUCCCAAUUCCAAAUAACAGCUCAUUCCAAGAUUUAAUGUUGCAUCUGAAACGUGUAAUUUGCAAGGAACAUUUUCGUGUUUCAUACGUUGUUGGGUCCAUUCUUCCUCCUGUGAAUAUAGAUGAUGAGAGUAGCUUCCAAUUUUAUAUGCAAUUGAAGUGUAUUGAGUGUGAUUUUACGAAGCUUUCAUUGUGCAUCGAAUUUGACACAAACAAUACAAGUUCACAGGGUGUCAUAAUGUCACAGUUUAAUGAGUUUGGCACUAUUAUUGAUGCAUCUUCUUCCACUUUUCUUGUUCCUUCUGUUGGUACUUCCCAGAGUCUUCUUCUUACCCAAUUCACACAGCCUCUGUCCUUAUCAAGUGAAGAUGUCUGUAUUGCUGAAAGCACAGAUUCUGUGUCAGUGGAAUCCACACCUACUGUUGUUAUUUCUCAUUACCAUCCAACAACUAUUCGCAUGGAUUGCAUAUACAAGUCAAAGAUGGACCUUCAGCAUCAUUUGCAAAUGUUUUCCAUUGUUAAUAACUUCCAGUUCAGAACUCCAUAUUUGACUCUGCAAAUCGAACUAGCUCUGUAGCCAUCUUCAUCCUAUAUGCUGCCAUCUGAUCUGUACGGAUGUCCCUAAUGUCCAUAUCCAUCAUGAGGUACUCAGCAAUUUUAAGCACAAACAUACCACAAUUCCCAUUGCAAAAAUCAAGAAAUAUAUUAGGAGACCCUAU